AUGGCGCCCCUUCCUCGCGGCGGCAACCCGCGCGGUGGUGGCGGCGGCGCUCCUGGCGGAUCCCAGGCGGGCUCUGGCUGGCGCUGCCCCUCGUGCUGCUACAAGAACUUCGGGUGGAGGAUGCAGUGUCGGCAGCCAGACUGCUGCGCGUACCGCCCGACGUCCAGUGGUGCUCCUCGGCCUCGUGAUGCUGGCGAUGGCGGCUGGCCUCGUCUCGGUCGCUGGGCCGAAGGACCGCCCAAGGCUCCGCGGCGCCACGCCGAGCAGGCGGCUGGAGGCGGCAAAGGAGUGCAGCCUCCCAAGCCGAAGCGGCUCACUGACGAGAAGCCCGCCUACUUCGCGGCCUGCCCCGUCGAGCAGCUCGACGCCUGCAAGGGGCUCAUCGCGGAGGCGGACUGGCAGGCCAUCCGCCAGCAACGUUUCUUCCUCCAGCAGCAGCUGGGCUCGCUGUCGGCGGUCAAACCUGUCAGGAGUGCGCAGGUUGCGGCUGACGAGGCCCCCAAGCGCUUUCUGCGAGCCCGCAGCGAGCUGGAGCGCAAGAAGCUGGCGGCCCAGGCUGCGCUGCAGGCGGCCUUCGAACAGGAGAAGCUGGUCGCCAAGCUGCAGGUGGAGAUGGAUGAGCUCGUCGGGAAGGCCAGGCGGGUCAUGGCCGAGCCGCCUGCUGCUGCUUCGCCGCGCGCCGAGGACCGCUACGUCGCCGACGUCACCAAGUGCAGGGACUUGGUGGGCACCGUCUCGGGCGCCCUCGGCGGAGUCGAGCUUGGCGAGCUGGCUGGCCCGCUCAAGUCGCUCCUCGCCGCGCUCCAGCAGGAUGUGGCCGCUUGCGAGGCGUCGGGCGCCCCGCCAGCCGCCGCUGCGCCUUCCCCUGCGGCAGGUGCUCAGCCUGGGGCAGCGGCUCAUGAAGCAGUUCUGGGAGGCGAGCACAAGGCUGCUGGCGAUGACGACGAAGACAUGGAGAGCCUCAACCUGCCCCCUGAGGCCUUCGCGGCGCAGGUCGAGGCCUUCUGCGACGGCGACGCCGACAAGAGGAAGUGGCUCGAGGCUUUCCGCGACCGCUGCUAUGCCGACAAUAAGCAGAAGCUGGGGUGCCUCACGGAGCAGAUCAACGGGUGCAACGUUCUGCUCUUUCAGGAGACCCGCCUCAGCGGGGCGCGCACGACGGAUGCUGAAGGGGAGCUUCGUCGUCGGGGAUGGCGUGCCGCGGGUGUUGAGCCAGGCGUCUCAGGCGGGGGGCCUGGCGUCUGGGGUCUUUUGACGUGCUCGCGCCUUGAGCACGGGUUGGCGCCCAUGAUGGGCUACGAGUCCCCUGUCGUUCGUCCUGGGCGAGUACAGCUGCUCCACCACGCUGGGCUGACUCUUGGUGGAGUCGUAGUGUGGAACGUGUACUUGGAGAGCGGCGCGGGGGUGAACGCAUUCAACUACGAGGCGCUGCGCGACGUGGCGUGCAGGCUGAAGCAGUACGGCAGGCCGUGCGUGAUCGGUGGUGACUUCAACUGCACCAAGGCCGAGCUGGAGACAUGCGGAGUCCUGCGCUUCUUCGACGGCACCUGCGUUGACGCGCUCGAGCCGACCUGCGCGCAGUCGAUGCGCUCCAUCGACAUGUUCAUUGUCGAGCGGCCUGCGGCUGCUCAACGUGGAG
Molecule: messenger RNA, 1639 nt
Organism: Prorocentrum cordatum
Lineage: Eukaryota; Dinophyceae; Prorocentrales; Prorocentraceae
Source: the annotation of a GenBank genome assembly